Suillus discolor is the source of this 1037-nucleotide messenger RNA. RefSeq lists its product as uncharacterized. The transcript is spliced from 16 exons. Lineage: Eukaryota; Fungi; Basidiomycota; Agaricomycetes; Boletales; Suillaceae. The annotation marks the transcript as partial. The record is from RefSeq and is a predicted model, not a curated record.
AUGUCUUCCUCUACGCAGGACCUCUUACCACAACUUAACCUAGGAAACACGUUUGGCGCACUUUUUAUUGGGGUCGCCCUUUCAGCAGUUCUGUUUGGUGUGACCAACGUUCAAACCUUUAUCUACUUCCAGACACAUAAAGACACGGGAAUGACGUUUUUCAAGCUGAUUGUUAUCUGGCUUUGGAUACUUGAUGCUCUACAUCUGGCACUGAUUGUACAUUGCGUCUAUUACUAUUUAGUGACCAACUACGCGAGCUUCAAUGCGCUCACAGAAAUCGUGUGGAGCUUGAAAGUGAGUUUCCUACUUUGGCACUCUAUGCAGCCUGAUGACGCUUAUGAUAUUGAUGGACUCGUGCAGCUUCAGCUAAUAGUCGAUGUUCUCAUCGUUCCUACGGUACAUCUUUCGUAUGUCUAUCGCAUAUGGAUAGUCAGCAAGGGCCGAUCGAGAGUUCUCCCGGCUAUAAUAAUGUGCAUAGUCGUGGUUCUAUCAGGAGGUGUUGCCGUCCCUGUCGUGUUGGUGCAAUAUCGAUGCCGCUUUUUCCAGGAUGUGGUUGCAACCGAGUGGGCGACAUACUUGACUUUGGGCGCGGUUACUUUUGAUGACAUCCUUAUUGCAUCAUCACUAUGUUAUCUCCUCGCUACUUCCCGUACUGGAUUCUCUAGUACCGAUUCUUUCUUAACAAAGCUCUUGGGUUAUAUAAUCAGUACAGGCUGUCUGACGAGUAUAUGUUCAUUAAUAGCUGUAAUCACUUGCGCGGUGAUGCCGAGGAACUUCAUCUUUCUCAGUAUUGAAUUCUUAGUGACUAAAUUAUACGUGAACUCUUUCAUGGCACUUAUGAACGCACGAUACUACCUGCAGGCCGGCGCAGAUAAUGUGGGUUCUCCCAAAUUUCGUGCUGGCCAUAACGUUUUCCACCCCGAGCUACGCAUUGAGAUGUCGCAAGACGAGAAGCUUCAAACAUCGCGGACAGAUGUAUCUGAUGAUGCAGUGCUCCAUACUACUCGACCGAUUCAAGCUGUCAAAUUGCCAACGAC